Durio zibethinus is the source of this 1315-nucleotide messenger RNA. RefSeq names its product peroxidase 12. Gene Ontology annotation, biological process: response to oxidative stress; hydrogen peroxide catabolic process. Lineage: Eukaryota; Viridiplantae; Streptophyta; Magnoliopsida; Malvales; Malvaceae. Gene Ontology annotation, molecular function: peroxidase activity; heme binding. The record is from RefSeq and is a predicted model, not a curated record.
CCUAUAAAUAAGACUCUGUUCUGCUUUACCUUAGAUACAAGAAACAAGAAGAAGCCAUGGCUAAAGCUACAUCUUUCACAGCUGUCAUUUUGAUCUCGUCUAUUUUUCUUGCUCCUUACUUUUCUAUCUCAGAGGCACACAGCUAUGCUCCUAUAGUGAGUGGUCUCUCUUUGUCUUUCUACAAAUCUUCUUGUCCCAAAGUUGAAUCCAUUAUCAGAAAACAACUGAAGAAGGUCUUCAAGGACGACAUUGGCCAAGCUGCUGGCUUGCUCCGUCUUCAUUUCCAUGACUGCUUUGUUCAGGGAUGUGAUGCAUCGGUGCUGCUGGAUGGAUCAGCAAGUGGGCCAAGCGAGCAGGAUGCUCCCCCGAACCUGACCUUGAGAGCCAAGGCAUUCGAGAUCAUCAAUGACCUGCGUGAUCUUGUCGACGAGGAGUGUGGAAGAGUGGUCUCUUGUGCUGAUAUCGUUGCUAUUGCUGCUCGUGACUCUGUUUGCCUGUCAGGAGGCCCGGACUAUGAUGUGCCACUGGGAAGAAGAGAUGGACUGACUUUUGCCACAACAAAUGUAACAUUGGAGAACCUACCAUCACCCUCCAGCGAUGCCAGCACCAUCCUUGCCAGUCUCGCUACCAAAAAUUUUGACCCGACUGAUGUCGUAGCUCUCUCUGGUGGCCACACUAUUGGCCUUAGCCAUUGCCCCUCUUUCACCGACCGCCUUUAUCCUACUCAAGACCCUACCAUGGACAAAACCUUUGCCAAUAACCUCAAGGGAAUUUGUCCUACAGCAAAUUCAACAAACACCACAGUGUUAGAUAUAAGGAGCCCUGACAAAUUCGAUAAUAAAUAUUAUGUUGAUCUCAUGAACCGCCAGGGUCUAUUCACCUCGGACCAAGACUUGUACACUGAUAGCAGGACAAAGGACAUUGUUACUAGCUUUGCUAUUAACGAGACUCUCUUCUUUGAGAAGUUUGUGCAGGCAAUGAUAAAGAUGGGGCAGUUGGGUGCGUUGACUGGCAACAGCGGGGAAAUUCGUGCCAAUUGCUCUGUGAGGAAUACCGACAACAAGUCGUACUUGGUGUCAGUGGUGGAAGAGGAACAGCAGGAGCAGGAGGAAGCUUGGUCUGAGUUGUAAUUGACUUAAGUUCUUCAAUCCUGAACAUGUUAACUAUGUUUUUCGAUCGACUCCUUUCUUUUAUGUAUUUUUAUUGUUCCUGUUUUGUGUGUUUCCGAAGGAGGGUUGUUAGUAUAACUCCUUUAAUAAAAGUAUCUAACUUUGUUGAAAAUUUUCUUGACGGUCUUGCCUUCUAUUUAAUUGUU